Molecule: messenger RNA, 1746 nt
Organism: Pseudonaja textilis
Lineage: Eukaryota; Metazoa; Chordata; Lepidosauria; Squamata; Elapidae
Gene: MYOZ3
Product: myozenin 3
Cellular component (GO): Z disc; actin cytoskeleton
Molecular function (GO): actin binding; telethonin binding; FATZ binding
Source: RefSeq, a predicted model, not a curated record
AAGUCACAAGAGCAAGAACUUGGGGACAGCUGGGAAGCACUGACUUGGAGAAUCUCUUGGGUGAGAAAAAGUGCUGGGAAAAAAUCUCUAAUCCUCACCUGGGAAGCCUCCGCUCUGUCAAGACUUCACAACAGAGACUCUGCUGUGGUCUGAGUAAGAGCCUGAGCAGCUGGAAAUAUGUUUCCCCUUCCGCGUUUGUACCUCAAAAGCGAGCAGUAUGAACCAAUUCAAGCCAUUGUGAAAGAGAUUCAUGGAGAAGAGGCUCCAGAGUUAGACUUGGGAAAGAAGGUUAGCACUCCUCAAGACUUAAUGAUGGAGGAGUUGUCCCUGUCCAUAAACAGGGGAUCGAGGCUGUAUCAACAAAGACAGAAGAGAGUGCAGCGUUUUGUGCUGGAGAAUCCUACAGGCUACAGAGCUGCCUCCUGCAUGGCAAGUGGAGGCUCACACCCAGAAUACAAUGGAGUGGAAACAACCAAAGGAUGGAGGCUUGCUCACUCCACAGAGGGCAAAGAGAACUAUCAGAAUGACAUAAAUCACAUGGAGGCUUCUGGAAAGAGAGCACCUCCCCAAGUACCACAAAAAACAGACAAAGUCUUGAGGAUGAGCAAAGCCCUGAACCCCAGUGCAAUUGCUCCAGGCUAUUCUGGACCACUAAAAGAAGUUCCACCAGAGAAAUUUAACCGAACUGCAAUCCCCAAAGGUUAUCAGUCUCCCUGGGGCAGAUUCUUCUGCAAUGCUGAUCAAGUAGAUGUGGAAAACCAUUUGCCUGAACCCACAAAAGUGAAUAAUUUGGACCUUAGGAAUUUCAACAGGACUCCUACACCAUUUGGUGGGCCAUUACUGAUUGACGCGUUCCCUGGGUUUGAUGUAGUUGUGCCUCUGACAGAUGCCAUGAAUGAUGCGAUGCUACUUUCCGAGAGACCCAGCUUCAACAGAGCACCUCAAGGAUGGAUACAGGUUAUGCCGGAAUCAGAGGAUCUGUAGAGACUGCCUCAUAGUUGUAUCUCUUAUCCCAAGAUCAAUGCCUGCUUGACGCCCAGUCAUUAACAAAUAAUUACCAGAAGAGAAAAUUUUAAGCACAAAAUAAAACAAAUCUUCUCACAUCAUGAAAGUAAAAAAUAGCAGCUUUGGCUUAUUGCUUAUUGUUCAAUGCUCCCGCCUGGUGCCAUUUUGACUACAAACUGUAAUAAACCAUAUAGUUCAUAGUAGGAUGAUUGCUUAAAACAAGAAAGUAAAAUCAUUAAAUCCAAAGAACAAAAAACCCAAAACUUUUUAAAACGAACAUAUAUCUAGGGAUAUAUGAGAAAAUAUAGUAUCAUAGUAUAAAAGUAUGCAGGGCAUAUAAAGCCUCUCUGAUUGUGUUUACCUGUCCUAUCAGAUCCAGCAGAAGAGGCAAAGCUACAGGCCCCCAUUUAGAAUGCCAUCUGGCAAAAUCCAACAAAAGAGGUUUUCUCUCAUGCUGGCUUGAAAUUAGAUUUGCCCUCAAUAGUGGUAGCCUUUCAUACAGCUUUCAUGUCUUGGCUAUUCCAUCAGGAAUGAGGGUUGCAAUAUGUAACAGAGCCUGUAGAAUGAUUCUAAUGAUAGCAAAAUGUUUUUUUUUUUUUUAACCUUGCUACUGUUUACAGAUUUAUUGAGGUGUUAUUUUUCUUUUGUGAUCUGCUGAUUGCCACUCAGAUCCGUUUCAUUAGAUGGGUAGCUAUCGAAAUUGAAAUUAAAUAAAGCAGGUUGAAAUGAAAUGAAUUUCAU